AUGGCGCAGUUGGUGAUCGUGCAUCCAAGUUUCUGUGUUCCUGACCCCGUGGAUCUGCUGUUGGUGCGGGACGAGAUUGCGUCACAGUACGGUAACUUCGUUAUGGGUGACGUUAGCGGGAACACGCUGUUCAAGAUGGAGAAGCCGGGUUCUGGUCUUGGCAAGAAGAUGAUCUUGUUGGAUCGUUAUAGAGUUCCGGUCUUGACUAUGAAAGAGAAGACGAUGACAUUGCAUAACAGGUGGCAAAUAUUUAAAGGAGGGAGUACGGAAGAGUGUGAUUUGCUGUACACUGUGAAGAGACCGUCGAUGAUUCAGCGUACGACGAAACUUGAUGUAUUUUUGGGUCACAACAAUGAAGAGAAGACAUGCGAUUUCAAAGUCAAAGGGACUAAUUGGCUCGAACGCUCUUGGGUCGCCUACGAAGGUGAAUCUGACGUCAUUGUUGCCCAAUUUUUUUUUUUAAAUCGAAUGGUGUGUAUCUAUGUGACAGUUGCAGCACGAGAAGCACACUCGGCAGACCGCUUCAACGGGAAAGGACACUUUUUGGGUGACGGUUAA
Molecule: messenger RNA, 558 nt
Organism: Eruca vesicaria subsp. sativa (arugula)
Lineage: Eukaryota; Viridiplantae; Streptophyta; Magnoliopsida; Brassicales; Brassicaceae
Source: the annotation of a GenBank genome assembly